Molecule: messenger RNA, 963 nt
Organism: Drosophila kikkawai
Lineage: Eukaryota; Metazoa; Arthropoda; Insecta; Diptera; Drosophilidae
Source: RefSeq, a predicted model, not a curated record
AGCACCAAAAGUCAAUAGGUUUACACUAUUUUUAAACCACAAACAAAAUAACAAUUAUAUACAACAUAAAAUGAAGCUUCCAUUUAGAGCCUGUCUUGGUUUGUCCAUGAUAAUGAUCCUGCCCUUCGGCCAGUGCCCCAGACUAUGGGAGUCAACGGCCCUGAGUGUGUACAAUGGGAGUACGGAUACUACUCCUGGCUGCUGUUCUUCGAACUGGCUGACGCAGUUGCAGCAAUCCUGGUGUCCGCUGCUUAGGUUACUAAUUCUGGGUUUAGUGACGCUGCCGAUCUACAAUGCAGUUCUCAUUCUGGUGGGCUGGCUUUUCCAUUGCAGCACCAAGAGCAAUGCAGAGCAUUUCAGGCUGGACACGAGACCUAAGAAGCAUCCAACCCCACAGUCACCGUUAAUUCCACCAAAGCCACCACCACGCAUAAGGCGCCGUUUAACUUUAAGUUCUCCUAAAAGACCAAGUACUUCCGCACCUGAACCCGUACCCUAUCCCAAUCACAAAAAUCCAUUUGCCGAACAUGAACAGUACCAGGUUCUGAGACGGAAUCUUCAGUUAGUCCUAAAGGGCCUGCAGAAUCCGCCGUUAGAAAUUGCACCUCCAAUGCUACCGGAAUCUAUCAUAAAGCGUUCCGAGAUACCUUCGGAGAUACUUUCGGAUGUAGCCUCCUUAUGUCCAUCUGAGGUCCAGAAGAAACGCUCAAAGGUCAUCUUCAAGCGCCUUUGGCAGAAAUGGAGAAGCCGAAACAAACUAAAGACGUCUAAGAAAUCACUGGUCAGCGUUUCCUCUUCUAGCUGCUCCAGCACCAACGUCUCUAGUUGUUUUUAUGUUUAUUUAGAGGAAACCUAACCAAGUUCGAAGGCUGCACACAGUCAUGUAUAUUUAUUGAGAAAUCCCAAAAGAAUAUGUUUUAUUUUUUUUACGAUUAAAAGUGUGCUAUAAAGGCCUUGCCUGGA